AGGCGACGCGAGGCAGCAUCGCGCCCCCGGUGAAAUCUUUAGUCGCCAAGUAGAGGAGUAGAGGAACGAGGCCAGCAAGGGAAUAAUGCCCAACAGUGUAAGCAGUGCGCACGGCGGCCGGGCGACCUCGUCAACCGCAGCCGUCGGCGAAGCGAGCGUAGAAUUUUUGUGCAAGAAGUUUACGAAUCUCUUUUCGCACCUGCAGCAGGCGGAAGCCGAAAAAGCGGACCUUCAGCAGGAACGAGACCAGCUUCGCAUUGACCUCGACACGCUACAGUCGCACAAAGAAACAAGUGACAACCUCACCGCGGCGAGUCUGGCCAAUCUCCGGGGAGAUCUGGAAUCCAGUAAGCGGGAGCGGCACGCUUUGCAGGCACAGAACCUAGCGCGCGAACGUGAGCAGUACAGUACUUUUCUAUCUAGUUGCAUUUGUUUUUGACAAUGGUGGGUUUGUUCGAUUUAGUGUUGUUAACUUUUUACGUUCUCGCGGCUGCGCUGCGAGCGUUAGAAUUUGCGUCGCACAACAAAAAAAAGAAAAAUAGGAUUUUUUUUUCACGACGCAUCUUCAUGCGCAAAGAAAAGCUACUUACAUCAAAUCCCGUUCCUACAACCGAGGCGCCAAUGAUCCUCCAGACCUAGAAAAUUCGGCGCGACAAUGUGGUCUCUCUUACACAAUCCGAAUGCAUUUGCGUGCACCGCCGAGAAAAAAUUUUGUGGUUCCACUCACCCUUCCGUAUUGAAAUGGUUUUGUCAAGAUCUGCUCCCGCUGCUGGUGCAUUGGGUCACGCGCACUUCGAAAUGACGUUCAUGUAUAAUUUCGGCGCUCCGAUUCAAAUUUCUGACAGGCAAAAACACAAAGCGGGACGGCCGAUUUUCUACUUUCGGCAGUAAUCAAUAACGCAUGGAUCUCCUUUUCUCUGUGACAUAUUUUUUCUUGUCUCUAGGAAUACGCAAUAUGAAGAAAAUGUCGUCAUUCGUAAUUUAAACAUCAAAUGGACCGCACCUGCUUCCGUCGCUUCCAAGGAGAGGGACUAGGUCGUAGGAUUGGCUAAUCGCAACAACGUAGUUGACUCCUGGCUAUGUCGGGCUUUCCACCCCCCGGCGCCGGCGGGUGGCCGGGCAUGCGGCCGCCGAUGAUGGGACCUCCGGGCAUGAUGAAUAUGAAUCCCAUGAUGAUGAACAUGAAUAUGAUGAACGGCAUGCCGCCGCAGGGAAACGCGAUGCUGAACCCGCAGCAACAGAUGCAGCAAAUGCAGAUGAUGAUGCAACUACAAAUGCAGCAGAUGCAGCGCAACGCCGUUCCGGGCGGGGCCGCGUUUGGCGGGAAGAUGCCUGGUCGCGUUGGCGACAUGGCGCACGCGCUCGCGUCGUCCACUGCCAAAAGCAAGGCGCCCGCAAUGCACACGAUGCGAAACUUCGGCGCCUCCGGCCAGGCGGUUUACGAGAACAAGCCGCCCCACGUACUGCGGGACCAGCACCAGAGCAGCAACCCGGAAAUAAACGGCAACCCCGCAGAUCAUCCGGAAGUAGAACUAAACAACGGGACGACCACCGUUCCCCCCGGCGCUACCCCCGUUCCCCCCGGCUUGUCCGGAGUGCCCCCUAAUUUUCAUCAAGCUGGCGUCGAUGCGUCUAAUCUUGGCUCCGCGAUCGUCCCGAAAUCAGGCUCGAUAUCCUCCUCGGCGGGCGACGCGACCAGCAAAACCGCCGCAUACAGCUCUCCGCCGACUACGGCCGCGGCUGUUCCCACGACCGCCUCCACGGUGCCGCCCCUAUCCGGCACGAAGGGACCCGGGCCGGAGGGGGAUAACAUAAUUUCCUCGUCUCCCAAAGAUAAGAAAGUGACGCCGGACCCGAUCGUCAUCGUCAGCCGGAUUCCGCAGGACCUGCCCGACGAGUCCCUCCGGGCCAUCUUCGGCUGCUGCGGCCGGAUCGUGAAAUGGGACCGGCAGACCGACCCGGUCACGAACGUGCCCGCAAAGUUCGCGUUUUGCCACUUCGGCAACAUACGGGAGGUGAACGCGGUGAUGACCUUUCUCAACGGGGACGUCGAAAAAGAAGGGCUGCCCGCCAUGAAAAUUUUGAACCAGUCUUUGAUGCUCAAAGUCUCCGCCGAGAUGCAGGCGGAUUUGGAAGAGUUCCGAGCGGAGGAGCGCACAAAAUUCCGGGAAGCCAACCCCAACCUCUGCCAAAAGACCCGGGUCAAGGUACAGAAGGUUUUUUUGAAAAAUAUCCGCUUUGGUUGUUCGGGGCUAGAGGUACAACUCAGCUUCAUUCAUAGAGUUUUGUUCGAAAACUCCCGUACUACGGCGUAAAGUAUCCAGAUAUCAGGGAAACGAAUGUUCACCGCUGAUAAUUGCCGUCCCUAUCGUGUUUUACUACUAACUAGCCUCAACUUUACCCAAAAACAUCAAACUCAGGAGGGAAGCGAUGGGUCAGAUAUCGAGAUGAUUCCAAUGGCUGACGACGAGGUGGACUCUUUGCUGGCGAGCGAAAUGGACACGGUUCGCACGGCAUUACUAGAGAAUAUUGCGGCCGCAGACCGUAUCAAAUGCAAAAAUGUCUAGGUCUGGAAACUUGUAAUGCUAAAAGUUAAUGAUAGACGCACUGCAAUACGCAGCUACGCAUGACAAAUUCUUUGGCAGCCAUGUCUUACGUAUUCCGCAUGGCAAACUGCGUUUUUGCAUGACAGGCAAGAGGGCCUUUUUGUGCCUAUGCAACACAGAUUCUCGAGUCAUGCCAGACUAGCAUGACAAAUCUCGCAAUCUCCCAGACCCAGACAUAUUUGCAGUUGAUAGACCGGGAGUACGAGCAAUUUUUGCAGACGGUCACUCCCGAGCAGCGGAAGGAGCGGGAGCGCAAGAUUCAGGAGCAGGAGCGCGCCCUCGAGGAGCGUAAGCGCAAGUUGGAGGACGAGAAGAGGAGAGCGGACGACCUGGCCCGCAUCAGAAAGGAACUGGCCGAGUCAAAGGGGAAGCGGGACGAAGCGGCUAAGAAAGACAAGGAGAAAGAGCCGGAGGAACGAGACCCCGUGAAAAAACCCGAAAACCGAAGGCCACACCGGAAGGUACUACACUACCGAUACUUCUUCGCAAGAAAAGACCUUGCAUGCGUAUACAGGACAUCAACAUGAUCGUGGUUUUAUUUUUUUGUCGUGAGCUGCUUGUGCUUUUCCAAUCCCAGCAGACUACAUGCCGGGUGUUCUCUAGAAUAAGAAAUGGGGUCUAGUACUCCUGCUCACCCUUCUGAUCGACAACUGUUUCCAGGAGCGAGACCGCGAGGAACGCAUCGCGGAAGAGGAGCGACGGCAACGUCGGGAAGACGACACCGCUGUUCGAAAUUUCGAGAGACGCGAGCAAGAAAAGCUCCAGGAAUUCCGCGACGAGCUGAAGCGGCUCCAGGUCACGGAGUCGUCCUCGGGAACGGUCACCAGAAUAGCUGACGGUAUAAAUCACUGCUUGAUUCUUUACAAGUACUGCGGACACACGUCUUUGUACAAUUGUUAUUGAGUGCCUAGAUUCAGCAAGAUGAACUUGAACAAAGCAACAAGCCCCGGAAAUGAGAAAAAACCACACCCAAAAUCAACUACAGCGGACAUGCGGAUGUCGGAUCGUCGAGCGGAGCUGCUCGCAAAGGACCAGGUUCGUACGGACCUGUACCUGGCUCGCGCCCCCCGGCCCCGGCGGUCGCGGCGACGGGCCUUCCCCGGGCUGGAAGCCCGAAUGAAGCAGCACAUGAAACGCGAACUCGACGAGGACGAGGAGGACCUGGAAAAGGAACGACAGGAGAACGCCGAGCGGGAGAAGGAAGCGAUUCGGAAGGAACAGCUGGAGUUGGAACAGCGACUGAAAGCAGACGAGGAGCGCAAAACGCGAGAAGCCGUCGAACGGUUGACGGGCACAAGCGACCUGCGGCGCCGGCGGCGGUCGCCGAGUGGCGAUCGGAGGGGACGGCGACGGCACAGCCGGGAGCGCAGCAAUAGACGGGGCGAUCGGGAUGAACCGUCGAGGGCGCGCCCGCAGAAAGAUCUGCAGGCUUUGAUCCAAACCAUUCCCGAGGGCGACGCAGUCUUUGACUACCCGAUCAAUUGGGGAAUCAUCGACAAAAACGAAUUACUGGAGUUAAAGGUAUAGGUCUAUUUACGCAUAAAUUGCUUUCGACGCUUGCGGCCAAAGUGCUUCGCUCUGGCUAGCCAGAGUGCUUCGCAGCUAGGUUGCCUCGCAUGCUGGUAGCACGGCUUUAGUACUGCUUUAGCGCACUGCUUUAGCGCACUGCUUUAGCGCACUGCUUUAGCGCGCUGCUUUAGCGCACUACUUUAGCACGCUGCUUUAGCGCACUACUUUAGCGCACUACUUUGGCGCACUUUCGCGCACUGCUUUAGCGCACUGCUUUAGCGCACUACUUUAGCGCACUACUUUAGCGCACUACUUUAGCGCACUGCUUUAGCGACGAGGACUUGAUUGGCUCGGCCGACCUGUUGUAGUCUUCAUUUUUUUUUGGAAAGGAAGUAGAUGAAAUGAGUCCCACUCCUAUACUAAAGUCGAAAUGCAGUUGGUGUAAUCUGUUCAUUUUAUUCUCACAGGUCAAGCCGUGGAUCACGAAGAAGGUGAAAGAGCUGUACGACAAAGAGGAGGCGUCUGUGAUUGACUACAUUUACUCGGUGGUCCAGAAGGUGAAGACGCAAAAAAUGACGACCGACGACAUGCUGGCGGAGCUGGACAAAUUUCUCGACGACGAGACGCAAAAGUUUUGCAUCAAGCUCUGGCGCUGCAUAAUUCUCUACACGCUGCACUACAUUGACGACUCCCAAGGGGAUUAGAGUUGAACCCAAUAUCAAAGAACUCCGAUUAUAUUAGCGACACAGAAUCUACUUGUUCCCAAUGACUGAUCCAACGCGUGGUGGUGGGCAUCUUCUCGGUGGGAGAUCCAUCACCGGAUGCUGUUCAUCUUCCCGGGAGCGCUGUCAAAGAUUGACUCCUUCCUCCCUGAGACGACUAGAAAAGAUGAUUUUAAAACGACACAACCCAGCACGUUGCCUUACAACAAAAGGGGGUCUCUCUGAUUACAUGGAGUUUUUUUUUUCGAGCCCGAGUCCAGUAGAGUUGUACUGUUCUUUUUUUUCUUACAGCUUUCGUGGCACCGAAAGAGACUACUUAAUCAAAAGAGCGAGGAGUUCGGGCAAAAGAGAGAGGGCGUGUCCGAAUUUUCAAUUUGGUCGGAGAGGGAGAUGAUAGAACUCUGCCUGGUUACGCGAGCCCAGCAGGCUUAGGCCGAUGUGGCCUGCUGAAGUUUGAAGUGAUGCCUCAAGCAUUUUUAUCGUUUUUCUUCCUCCUGUCGUGUCCGCGUUCGUGGUCCACUGCAUUGAAAAAUCCCGUCUUGCUCAAGAUCAAAUUUGAAUACGUUGAAUGAAACUGUUUUUAUCCGUGUUUGUUGCACUACUCGCUCAGGUGCACACUGGAAUUGGAGCUUCGCGCUGCGCGGGAACGAAUACAGGAAUUGCAACGGCGGACCGAAGAGAGGAGGCCCGACACAAGGGGCGGUGGUCGUGCACUAGAAGGGCCAGAAGAUCAUGCCGGCGCCUAUGCCUGCCCGGAAGAAGUGGCAGAAAAUGAUCGGGAGCAUGUGCAAGGCAGCCAGGGAGCAGGCUCUGCUUCGUCCGCACUGCAUCUCCUCCCGAAGGCCGCACCGGGCGAGGCAGUGUUCCAUCCACCCGUCGACCCUGGUCUGCAGGGAAGUUGUGGUGCAGCAGCAGCAGCUCCAUCCGAGGAGCAGAACGCCGUGGAUGCGCUGUUUCAAAAACUGGACCGCAACGACGACCUGGUGCAGACGUUGUACCAAGAAAUGCAAACGUUGCGGCUGCAGAACGCCAGCUACAAAAAACAAUCGGAGCGCAAGGACGUGGAGCUCCAGCUGCAGGACGAGCGGUGGCGGGAGGAGUUCCAGUGUUUUAAGCUGCAGAAGGAAGAACUGCAGAAGACUUGCCGUGCGCUGAGUACCAAGAACUCGCGCGUCAACGCACUGCUCGCGGAAACGAAGGAGUUGCAACAGCAACAGCUCGCGUACAAAGAGCGGCUGGACGCGGUGCGCGCGCGGAAUACAAAAAUCGAGGCAGACGCGAAGCACGCGGAGGGGACAAUCAGUGCGUUGCGCGAGCAAGAAGGGAGAAUAAAGGAAAAAUUGCGGGAAGAGAUACGCAAGUGCGACGUACUUGCAUCCGAGAAGAAAGAACUCGAGGCCGGUCGGGUGAAACUCCUGCAAGAUCUGAGUAAGUACCUAUCUAUCGUAGGGUUGACUCUCUUGAGUGCGAGAAGUUGCGUUUUUGCGUCGCCGCAGCACGAUCAGGUUGAAGAUCUCAGCACAGUCAUGUCAUUAAGUAAUGAUUUUCGCGUUCUAGUACUUCAACGACCCAGAGGACGGUGCAUCAGUGGGUGCGUUGUAUCAUGCCCUUCAACUACAAAAGACAACUCCGUCUGCCGACAGGUGCAAAGGCAAACGAGGUCGAGUCAAGCGGCGAGGAGUUGGAGGGGUUGUCGCGUCGCGCCGACGAGCUCGCGGAAAAAAACGAAGAACUGCUGGCGCGGAACGAUGACUUGGAAAAAGCGGAGUCCGGGUACCUAGAAACCAUCGACGCCCUUCGGCGGGAAAACGAGAGUCUGCAGGUAUUUUUAGAAUCAGUUCGCCACCAAUGUCCUGCGCGGCUUUUGUACGACUUCAUCAGGUCUUACAGAACUUCACGAAAGAAGCAUGCUUGUCGUCCCGUCACAUCACACAAAGAACCAUGAUUCCCACUACCCAGUUGAUGGCGGACAAUUUGCGAGGCGAGUUGCGCCUGGCGUUUCAGGAAAAGGAGGCGGUGAAGGCGGAGUACCAGGAGAACGUACAGAAAAUGGACCUCUGGCGCAACCGCUGCUUGGUUCUGGAACCCGAACUCGCGGACACCACGCGACACAACAUUCGCCUGGAAGAAAAACUAAAAUACCUCGAGCAAGAGCUGUUGCACGUACUGAAGAAGACAGUUCAAUUACAAUUUCAUCUCUGAGUUCUACUUAUUUGUGCUAAACAAGUUGUUGUCAAACGGUCAGCAUGGGAGCACUCCUAAUGUCAGUGUGCUGGAUCGUGGUCAACUUCUUGCAUUUCAUGUUUAUUCUGCGACCUCCGCGUAGCCCACCACGAAAAUGAUCUUUCUGCACAGGAAUCCGAGCAGCGCGCAAAGUUUCAACGCGAGGCACUUUUGAAUGUGGAUAAGGCCCGUGGAUUGUCCAGAAAGUGUGAGCAUCUGAGCGACAAAAUCUCACUCGCGGAGCACCGGAAUACCUCCCACUUUCAGAAAGUUUUGGAGCAGCAGCAGCAGCUCACGCCCGCAGGAGCUGUUGGAGGAGCCACGGGGCCCUCGCCGGUUGCGGGGUCAGGGAACAAGGGAGGAAGCAAAAACCCCAAGACAGCGGCGUCGAUAGACUUUCUGCGACGGCAUGUACAGAAGGAGGAAGAGCGCAUUCUGCGGAGCGCAGAUAGUGGCUCAAAAACGUGUUGAAUCGCCACGAAGCUCCUGUACGAACAAGUCAUAAAAACAAGAAGUCGUAGUGACAUUCAUCGCGGCUUCAUCGACUUUUCUUGCGCAUCUUCUUGGUUUUACCCUGUCUGAUAUAAGCUACGUCGCCGCAGAGCUGGAAUGCUCCGGCGGACUUGCGAC
Molecule: messenger RNA, 7690 nt
Organism: Amoebophrya sp. A120
Lineage: Eukaryota; Dinophyceae; Syndiniales; Amoebophryaceae
Source: the annotation of a GenBank genome assembly